Messenger RNA from Lytechinus pictus (painted urchin), 3119 nucleotides. Its product is annotated as UDP-glucuronosyltransferase 2C1-like. The record is from RefSeq and is a predicted model, not a curated record. The coding region runs from base 548 to 2131 and encodes 527 amino acids. NCBI's taxonomy places the organism in Eukaryota, Metazoa, Echinodermata, Echinoidea, Temnopleuroida, Toxopneustidae. Gene Ontology annotation, molecular function: UDP-glycosyltransferase activity. The transcript is spliced from 2 exons.
UAGAAUAGAAAGCCAUGCACGCGUGGCAGCAUGGAGGAGAAUUCUAUUGACUUUGACUAAAGGAUAUACCGCGCCCCGGUGUACCCAUUCACUGCAGUCGUCUAGCUACAUGCAGCUGCAUGGAAUAAAAUACAGACACACUGACAUAUCUUGGAAUAAUAACACCGUUGAAAGUCUUGCUCUUGUGAUUUAAAUAUCAAUGUAGUUGACGUUUUCAUGACCUGUUACUAUCUUAACAAGUACUACAGAAUAAUAAUUCAUUAUUCCGAUAUCCAGAACAUUUUUUUUAUUUGAAAAGUGCAUCGCGUUCACACGCUUUUAAACGGAGGACCUGCAUGCGACCACGGACAUGAUGCGACACACAGCACACUCUUCAUAUGAAAAUAUUAUAUUGGUAUUACGCUCUCCGACAAAUGACCUUUGCGAACUUGAUGUCGAACUCUGUUUCAGUUUCAUCCAACAUCAAGUAUCCAUGGUGACUGGGCACUUGUGAGGGUAUCCUGAUACUGGACGAUUGUGCUUGCACCCCGUGUUGAAAACCAGGGUCAUGGCUACCGUUCCUCUGAGAUUGGUCGUUCUGUCAAGCGGGCUGUUACUUGUGGUCCUGAUCAGGGGCUAUGUGCAAGCUGAAAAUAUCCUGAUUAAUCCGAUGAUUGGGAAAGGCAGCCAUUUUUACCUAUCUGCUGCCAUUGGGGAAGAACUCAUUCAUCGGGGCUACAACGUCACUUUUCUUCUUGGAGGUGCUUUUUACGAUCAAGCUAGAAACAGCCGCUAUGGGGACAUGUUUCAUUGGGAAGUCUUUCAGCAUCCUAUACCAAGACAAACAGUCCAUGAUAUGUUUGCAAACCUAACUAAACUCAUAUCGGGAGGUGGCUUCCAACAGGAAAUGAAAAUUAUGACUGAGUUGAUGACGGCUCGCGUAAAUGAUUGUACUGCUCUUCUUGAAGACAAGUACCUGAUUGGACGUCUUCGGUCUGCCAAUUUUUCUGCAGUCUUAUAUGAUAUGACGUGGGUUUGUGGAGCAAUGGUUGGGGAAUUACUAAAUCUACCAACCUUUGUAGUCUUUCCAUUUCCUAAUCCUUGUUUGGUAACAUCUUCUCAAGGAUCACAUUUUCACCCAGCCUAUGUACCAAACUUGAUGACAACUUACUCAAACCAGAUGAAAUUCAAUGAACGAGUUGUAAACUCGUUACUUUAUAUCCUCGGAGCGUUGAUAGGUCAUUAUUACUAUGCUCCUUACAAAGGUUUGACCAAGCGGUUCAAUGUAUCAGAACCAAUGCUUCUUAUGGAGAAUAGUAAGCUUUGGUUAGUAAAUACAGAUAGUGUAGGAGAGUUUCCAUGUGCCCUAGCUCCGAAUGUCAUUCCAGUUGGUGGUCUUACCACAAGGUCACCAGAAGAACUGCCUUCUGAUAUAGAUGAAUUCAUCCAGGGCUCAAAUGAUGAUGGUAUUAUCAUCUGUUCAUUCGGAUCUUUUCUUAUUCUAGACCAGAAUAGUCUUCGUUUGAUUCGGGUAUUUUCAGAGGCGUUCGAUAGACUGCCCCAAAGAGUAAUAUGGCUUUUGAAGGAACCCCCUCCAUUUCCGAUUCCUGCCAAUAUCAAGAUCUUACCCUGGCUACCUCAGAAUGAUAUCCUUGGCCAUCGUAAAACAAGAGCUCUCUUCUUCCACGGGGGUCAGAAUAGUUAUUAUGAGGCCAUUUAUCACGGGGUACCUGUUGUUGUAAUGCCUGUAUACGGCGAUCAGAAGGAUAUCGGAGCAAGAGUCGUCAGUCAAAAAUUAGGAUUAAAAUUGGACAAAGAUUUGCUUACUGCGGAGAUUCUAUAUGACGCUCUUCAUGAGGUAACAACGAACAUUACUUAUACUAAACGGGCAAAAGAGAUGUCUCUUGCUUUCCGAAAUCGAGAAAUGAAGCCAGCUGAACGAGCUUCGUUUUGGAUUGAUUACGCAAUAAAACAUGGUACACAUCAUCUUGAGAUACCUCUACGCCGUUUAAAUUUCUUCCAGUACUAUCUCAUAGAUGUCAUUUUAUUCGUCUUAUUGUUUGUGAUAUUAACUCUCUAUGUUUCAUUCAAAUGCCUCAUGUUAGUUCGAUCCUUCAUUUGUAAUUGUCAUAUAAAAUCCAAACUUGACUAGUUUGGAAAUAUCGUUCCUUUUAUUUACUUAACAGGUCAAGAUCUUAUAUAUAUAUCAUCUUUAUUCGCCAAAUAAUAUACAUGUAACAUAAUAUGUGGCACUUCUAUAAAAAGAGAGAGAGAAAAAAAAAUUGUGCACAAUAAAUCACAAUUAAUAAAAUAUAGGGAGAGAAGAUAGAUUAAAUUGAAGCUAAUACAUAUGUAGGAAUUCAACGAACUUACCCACUUCUUCCCUUGUUAACGUGUUGCAGAUACUUUCCUGAUCUCUUACUGCUAUAAGUUCUGUCAGAACAUUCACAUCCAGUUCUUUACAAGCAGGGACAUCACAGUCCUUACUCUUAUUACAUUCACUGAGAAAAUAUUGCACCUCAUUUAAAUUAUCACAAAAAGUUGAAAAGGGUUCCUUUUGGCAUAUUUCAAAACCAUUCUUAUGAAUCCCGACCCAGUCUUAACAAUUAUGUUAUUAAACUUUUGAAAUAUAUAUAUCUUAAAGCAUUCUCAAGAGGUUGACAAUCAGACAGUAAAGCUACCAGAUCACAAUGAGUCAUAUUAUACUCUUUAUAAGGACUACAUAAUUUUCAGAAACACUUUGUCGACCUGUUAUCUUAUCGUUUUGGAGGAUUUGGACUUUAGAUUGCCUAAACUUUUGAACUUUUCUACAACCAACUGGGUGGUAAGAUGGCGGCUAGUGGGCUUUCCCGAGGUUCAUCCUACGCUAGCGCCACGAAAGCAGGCGCACACGAACAUGAACGUCACGCUAUGAACACGGAAGGUAAGCCUGUUCUCAUCAAGCACAGUGAUAUACCUUUGUCCAAGGACAAUGCCGUAACAAGCCAGGAAAUGUAUAAAGCCCUGACUAAAACAUUUUCCUUCACGAAAUUGCGUGGCAUUCAGAAGAUAGGAGGACUUUGGAGGUUAUACUUGUCGGAUCAGAAAAGUAGAAUUGACCUCAUAUCAAAAGGUCUAGACUUAUAAAACUCAUGUGUCAC